AUGACAGCAACAAAUAUGCUCAACAACGGCAGUGAUCCUGUUGACAGUACUAAUCGCCGCAAGUUGACCCCUUGGACCUUUCCUGCAGAAACUAAAUGUAUUCCAGAAGACCAAUACACAGACCUCGAGGUUAUCGAUCUGGCUGACUUUCGUGAAUAUGAACAAGAAAUACCCUUAACUCCGGAACAAACUGAGGCGCAGAAUGACCUGAUCAGGCGCGUUCGGACUGCCCUACACACAGUCGGCUUCAUUGCAGUGAAGGGACACGGAUUGACGAGCGAAGACAUUCAGCACCAAGCUGACAUUGGAAGACUCUUGAAUUACGAUGUUGCAGAAGAGGAAAAGCACCGUCUUCAUGCACGAAUUGCCCAGGAGGGAAGUUGGGCAGGGUACAAGCCACGAGGAUACUAUCGCCGCCCAGAUGGCGCGUACGACAAUAUUCAGCAUUACGACGUCUAUCCGUUCACAGCUUUGAAGUCACGACUCCCGGAAGUUGCACAACCAUACGUCACUGAUAUUCGUAAGUUUAUGGAGUACAAUCACUACACCAUCCUCCGAAAGCUCCUCGCGAUCAUUUCUCUUGGCUUAGGUUUGGAAAGGGAAACGCUAUGGCGCCUUCACCACCGGGAAGAGGGGAACGAUUCUGGCUUCGUGGAAUCUUCAGAAGGAGAGAUUGAGUGGCGGCACAGUAAAGAUCAUUUGAGAAACGCGGUGUACCACCCCCUGUCCGUUGAAGAUCGCGAGAAGAGGAAAGGCAUAUCAAUUUAUGGUCAUACAGACAUUGGUUCAGUCUCCUUUCUCUAUUCGCAACCAAUCGCUGGUUUACAACUCCUGACACCGAACGGAGAAUGGCGUUACAUCCGGCACUAUCCUAACCACAUCAUAGUGGACCUCGGAGAUUCGAUGGAGUUUCUGACAGGCGGCGUUCUGAAGGCAUCCCCUCAUCGUGUAACUGUACCUCCGGCGGAUCAAGAACACCUGGAUCGAUUAGGCAUCUUCUACUUUGUCCCUUUUCUACCUGAAGUCGAACUUUCUCUGCUCGACCAUCCCUCUCUGCACCAACUGGGGGGCAAGGACGUUUUUGAAGAAUAUUAUCAACUUGGUGGGAAACCGAUUACUUCCAACGAGUGGCUUGUAAUGAAGUCGAAGCUUGUGGGUACGAAACGUGUGAAGAGAGAGAAGCGUGAAGCCAUCGACGUAUUGGAGGAUAUACACUUCAGGUACAACCCCGCCUGA
Marasmius oreades (fairy-ring Marasmius) is the source of this 1236-nucleotide messenger RNA. RefSeq lists its product as uncharacterized. Gene Ontology annotation, molecular function: dioxygenase activity. Bases 1 to 1236 code for a protein of 411 amino acids. The record is from RefSeq and is a predicted model, not a curated record. The transcript is spliced from 12 exons. NCBI's taxonomy places the organism in Eukaryota, Fungi, Basidiomycota, Agaricomycetes, Agaricales, Marasmiaceae.